Salpingoeca rosetta is the source of this 1498-nucleotide messenger RNA. RefSeq lists its product as uncharacterized. Gene Ontology annotation, molecular function: double-stranded RNA binding; ribonuclease III activity. Gene Ontology annotation, biological process: regulation of gene expression; primary miRNA processing; rRNA processing. The transcript has 11 exons. The record is from RefSeq and is a predicted model, not a curated record. Gene Ontology annotation, cellular component: nucleus. Lineage: Eukaryota; Choanoflagellata; Craspedida; Salpingoecidae. The coding region runs from base 153 to 1154 and encodes 333 amino acids.
CGCAGUGAGACCCAGACUCGCCCACGACGCACGCUUCCUGCCUGCUGCCUGUUGUGCACUGCUGCGAGCAUCAACCGACCAGCCAGAGAGCCAACCACAACAACACACAACGCACACCUCUCAUUCUCUUCGCGCUGCCCACAACAACAACGAUGAUGGCUACGAUGAUGAUGUUGCAAAGACGCGCGAUGAUGGCCUUCGUUCGUCCAAGCAGGGCAAUGGCCAUUGUUGCCUCACACCCUGGUCCAUCCAACAACCUGCAAGCUUCCAGCGUGACCUCGGAAGUCUCACACAGCCAAGUUGCGGAGAUCAGGGCGCUGGCGGCGCGCACGGGCGAAAAGUUCAAGGAUGAAAAGCUGCUGCUGCAGGCACUGACACACCGCACCUACGACGGCUACGCACACAACGGCCGCCUCAGCUUGCUCGGCGAGACUGUGCUGUCACAGAGUGUUGUUGAGCACCUGUAUUUUAACUUCCCCAACUUGUACAGCACCGCCAUCAAGAGCGUGCGGGACCGGUUUCUGUCUGCGGAUGUCCUUGGUCCUAUUGGUCGCAAGCUCGGUUUCCAAGACGCCCUUCUCUACAAACACGCGGAGGAGGGCGAGGCGGUGAAGGCUGCCAAGCCAUUUGAGCACAACAAGCGCGCCAAGUACCAUGUUGACCCUGUCCCGCCCCAGAAGAUUCCCGCCUCUGCCGUCGCCGCCGCCUUCAAGGCGUUUGUUGGCGCCCUCUACGUCGACCAGGGUGCGCUGCAAGCCAAGCGCUACGUCAAGGAUUUCGUCGUGCACACCCUCGAGAACUCUGACCUGUCUGAGUUCAUCAAGCUCGAGCAUCCUCGCCGUGUGCUGCAGCGCCUGCACGCCGCAUCUGGCCGCGAGCCCCUUGCAUACAGGGUGAUUGAGGAGAGUGGCCGCGCCACCCACAUGCCCACCUUCCUUGUCGGCGUCUUUGCUGGCAACCAGAAACUCGCAACAGGUGCCGGGUACAGCCUGCAGUUGGCCAAGGCCGAGGCCGCCCGCGCCGCUCUCCGCGCACACUACCUCGAGGAGAUGGCGGCAGCACCGCUGUCCUUUGACUCUGACGACUACAUGCCAGAGGAUGAGGUGUCUGAAGUGAACAACUCCAGCUUGCCCGAGCCCAACACCACAGCGUAAUCGCCGCCAACGCCAAGUGUUUCGCUGUGGCUGAGUGCGCCUGUGCACGUAUUAGCGUACUUUGUCGCUUUCCAUUGUUUGUUUGUUCGUGUGUGUGUGUGUGUGUGUGUGUGUCUGUGUCUGUGUCUGUCUGUCUGUCUGUGUCUGUGCGUGUGUGUCUGUGUCUGUGUCUGUGUCUGUCUUGUCUGUGUGUGUGUGUGUGUGUGUGUGUGUGUGUGUGUGUGUGUGUGUGUGUGUGUGUGUGUGCGUCUGCGUCUGCGUGUCUGUCUGUCUGCCGAUGCUUGUUCUUGCUUGUCUGUCCACAGUUUCCUUGGUUUUGCUGAAAGUACACCGGCACUACCAGC